Molecule: messenger RNA, 3114 nt
Organism: Morchella importuna
Lineage: Eukaryota; Fungi; Ascomycota; Pezizomycetes; Pezizales; Morchellaceae
Exons: 20
Coding region: 1-3114 (1037 amino acids)
Biological process (GO): transmembrane transport
Molecular function (GO): transmembrane transporter activity; hydrolase activity, acting on ester bonds
Source: RefSeq, a predicted model, not a curated record
AUGUCUGAAAAACACGAUACGUCGGUGGUGGUGAUGGUUAUAAUGAUAUGUUCGGGAUUAUCAUUUACCGCUGUAGUGCUUCGAUUUGUAUCGAGAGGACUCAUUUUGAAGAGGGUUAACGCCGAUGACUGGUUGAUUGUGCUUUCCUGGAUACUUUCUUUCGGUGUUUCUUUUUCCAUAUAUUUAGGCACUACAUAUGGCCUAGGACACGACACUCUCUCUAAGGAGAACCAAGUACUGGAACGGAAGACACAAUUUGUAUACACUUUGCUUUAUCACCCUGCAUUGAUGGCAACAAAAACCUCGAUAUUGCUAUUCUAUCUCAGCAUAUCCCAAAAUUUCAGGCUGGUCCAGUGGGGGAACUGGGCAACAUUAAUUGUUGUUAACAUCGGAGGUCUUGUUAUGACAUUUCUUGUUGCUUUCCAAUGCAAUCCGCUAUCCGCCACUUUCUUAACAGAUAUGCCUGGGACGGCCAGAUGUAUUGAGACAUAUGCACUUAUCUAUGCAUCGGCACCUCUCAAUAAGCAGAAGAUUAUUUUGAUUGCCGUGUUUGCUGGAGGUGGUUUGACCUUGAUUGUUGGUAUCAUUAGGAUAUAUUUUUUUGAGAGGGCACUAGCGAAUGAGCACAUUCACUCUGAACUAGUAAAAGACACUCAUGUAAAUUCUUGGAAUGGUGCGCUAUCUUUCAUGUGGAGUAGCGUCGAAAUUAACGCCGGUAUCAUGUGUGCUUCGGUACCAAUGAUCAAGCCUCUCAUCGCCAAAUUAUUUCCCAGUUGCAUCGGUGUCUCUGGAUCAUCCGGAUCAGCUUCUUUUGGUGACACGAUUGACUCAACUUUGCACUCCACCGAGUUCAUAACCUUUGAGCCACCAAAGUCCGCAAUUGCUCUCACAUUUAGGGAGUCCUUGAGACCCCUUUCCUUAGUCACUGUGCUAUUCUUCUUAUGGGGAUUUGCGUAUGGAUUUGUCAAUACAAUAAAUCAACGAUUCGAGGAUUUGUUGAAUAUAUCAGUAUCAGAGUCACUCGGACUCCAUUCAGCAUACUUCAGUGGAUACUUUGCCGCUCCGCUUUUAUUGUCAGGGUCCCUUUUGAAACUAUAUGGGUUUAGGGUCACCUUCAUUGUCGGACUUUGUAUCAAUGGUGCUGGGUGCUUGAUCUUCUGGCCAUCUGCGGUAUUGAAAAGUUAUGCCGGAUUCUGUGUUUCCAUGGUGGUCUUGGGGCUUGGCCUCGCAACAAUCGAACUUGCAGCAAAUCCAUUUAUAGUCUUGUGCGGCCCCCAGAAAUAUUGCGAAUCUCGCCUCUGUAUUUCACAAGCCUUUCAAGCUGUUGGAGCUUUAGUAGGGCCUAUUGUGGCAAGUCAGGUCCUACCUGAAUUACUAGAAGGCGAAACCUCACUUGGAGGUGUGCAGUGGGUAUACCUGGGAAUUGCAUUUUUCGUUUUCCUGUUAGCAAUUGCGUUCUAUUAUUCAAAAAUUCCAGAGGUGAAGGAUACAGAUUUCCCCACAGGUCCUGAGCGGCAUGGUUUCACUUCACUAUGGAAGGGUGAAUAUGCUGUGGGAUUUAUAUGGAGUCUUGUAGCUCAGUUCCUAUACACUGGCGCUCAAGAAAUCUUUUCUAGGUUUUCGGGUACAUAUCUUGGCUUUGCAAUGCUCGCCUUACGACCACGUUAUAUAUUGCUUGCUGCUGUGACAGGCUGCACCGUUACCACGGCAUUUGCUCUUAUCACACAAAGCAUGAGGAUCGGAACUGUGAUGAUUCAGCUGAUUUGGUUUUUGGAAUCACCCAUUUUCCCGAUUGUUCUUGCUACAGCCAUCCGUGGCCGUGGGAAGCUCACCAAAGAUGGCGCAAAGUAUCAAAUUUCUUCCGCUGUUGGAGCCAUGGUUUUCCCGCCUCUAUACUACGCGGAGCAAAUAAAGCAACAGGAAAGGCUGAAUACGAACCCUGCUUUGAAAUCAGCCAAGAUUGCAAAUCACAGAGCUCCCAUGUCACAUCGGUUUCUCCAUUCAUCAAAUUCUUCAAGAGGAAAUUUACUUGCGAUGUUUGUCCAAAUACCCGUCCUUUCAACACUUCUUCUGGCAUUAUCUGCCUAUGCCAGCCCAUUGAACCCAGAGGAAGGAGCUGUGUUCUCCCGAGACUCAGCAGCAUUAUCAGGGGGCAAGUUUAAGAACUUGGUUGUCUUUGGUGACAGCUACACGGACGAAGGCCGAUUAGGUUACUUCUUCAGUCACAAUGGAUCAGCACCACCUGUAGGAUAUGUUCAGCAGGAGAGUUCAUCCACUGCUUCUGGCGGCCGAAGCUGGGCUCGCUUCGUUGCACAAUACACAGGUGUAACUCUCUACAACUAUGCCGUUUCUGGCGCCGUCUGUUCAAACUCGCUCACCCCGCGUUAUCUGAGUUCUAUCAACGGUCUGUUCCCAGAUAUCCUUGGCUACGAGGUGCCAGCAUUCUUCGCAGACUUCCCAAAAGAAUCUCGGAAGCUUUCAAAUGAUGAAACACUCUAUGCCAUCUGGAUCGGAACCAAUGACCUCGGCGGCGAUAACAUCAUCACCGGCCUACCGAAUGUAGGACUAACCAACUACACGAGCUGUGUCUUUGAAACAAUGUCCAAGCUCUAUAACUAUGGAGCAAGGAACUUUGUUUUGCUAAGUUUGGCACCAAUUGAGCAUGCACCACUUUAUGCGCCUUUGAGCGAAGGUGGUAGUGAGGGGCCCCAUAGAUUCUGGAGAGGGAGAAGUGGGAAUGCGACUGUCAUUAGCACUAGGAUGAGAGAUUUGGUGCAAGGUGGAAACGAAAUAUUCAAAUACAGAGUUCCAGCGGAAAUUCACGACGGAGCCCUGAAAGGUGCUAAAGUAGCCAUGAUGGAUACUUAUGGACUGUUGACUGACAUCCGCAUUAACCCUGCAAACUACUUGAAUGGAUCUCUCCCGUUGAACGUAACCGGUUUCAACCUUCAUUGCGUUCUUGAUGGACCAUGCACCACAUAUCGUCCCAAUGACCGUGAUUCCUUCCUCUGGUACGACGAAUUGCAUCCAUCAGAACAAGUUGGUCGCAUCGUUGCAAGGGAAUUUUCGAAAUUCGUUCAAAAGAAGUUCACAGAGUGGAUGACAGUUUGGUAA